Messenger RNA from Spirodela intermedia, 3318 nucleotides. NCBI's taxonomy places the organism in Eukaryota, Viridiplantae, Streptophyta, Magnoliopsida, Alismatales, Araceae. The record is from the annotation of a GenBank genome assembly.
AUGGAGGGCCUUUCGUAUCCUCUCAGGCUCUCUGCCAUCGGCGGAAGUCGUCGGAGACCGAGCUAUCAAUACUCCCCGCCGUUCGUUUCCAGGGACGCUGGAGGAGUGACGGCGGCAUCGAAGGUCGCGGCUGCGAUCGGCGUACGUGGCCCGUCGUUCUGCCGGGGAAGAGGAGGGCCCGCGAGCCGUGGGUGUUCUAUGGCGGAAGGUGGCGGCGCAGAGGCUCCCUGUGGCCUCACCGAGUUGAGCGAUGAGUCCGACUUCGAUGCCCUCCUGAGCUUCGACGGCUACAUUUCCAUUUGCGGCUUCGGUUCUCUCCUGUCUGGUGACCAGUCCGCUCUCUUCGCUUCCAAUCAGUCAUCUGAACUCUUUCGGGUUUUCGUUCUCGCCCAUGGAUUGGGCUCGGCAUCGGUCUUCACAUUUUGAAUUCUCUCGCCGGAAACAGAGAAAAGCGCCAGAAGCACGUUCCCGGAGCUGAGGAACUUCCGGGUGGCCCAGCUGCGUGGUUUCCGGCGCGUCUUCGCUCACACGGCCCCAGUCUUCUUCGAGCGAGGGAUCGCGAACGCGGAGACCGGAGAGAUAUCCAGCUUGAGUGUAGAACCCUGCGAGGGAGAAAUCCUGGUGGUCACCGUGUUUGAGAUCUACAAAACAGAGGUAGACAGGGUUCUCCCCCGGGGUUCUCACGCAUAGUUAGCUCCAUGGAUAAUCCCUUGUUCUAUCGAACUUGCAGAUCCCAUCCUUCAUCGAAAGGGAACACGAAUUCCGGUUUCUAGCGGUAAGCGGCGAACACCCAUUGCAUUUUCCCGCUUGUCUUGGCUGUUUUUUUAUGCAUAUGCUACUGAAACUCUUCCUGCACUCCAACAAUGGCUGGUUUCACAGGUGGUACCCGAGGAACCAAAUGGCUCACCUUUUGUUCGCUCGGCUGUAAGUGCACUUUCAGCCACCUGCCUUCUGAAAAACCAGCAGUCAGUUGAUUAAUUUGAUCCCACUCCUCAUCUGAGCCACUGAAUCAGGUGCUCUGUGCUCGUUACAGUGACGAUGAAUAUCUCCGUGUCAGAUGCAAAGGUAUUAAUCAUCUUUAUCCGUCUGAAUGCUCAACAUUUCCAUGUUUCUCUAUUCUAUUUCUAGUGAGGGAAUAUCAAUAUAUCAACCUCCCCUUUGUCGAUUGGAACUAUGCUCGCGGAUCCAUUUAAUUUAGAAGAUACUGUUGCGUGACUUAUAGAAAAUAAUAACGCUUGUGCUUCUAUCUAUGUGACAGCUCAAAAUCUAUGAAAAUUGUUAAAUUGGGAAACUUUGAAGGACUGUUGAAGGGCUACUGAAUAUCCAGGUUUGGUGAUACAUGGAGUUUGAGUGCUCACAAUCGGAUAUGACAUGUAUUGCAUGUUCAGUCGUUUGGACUCAUAUCAUCAAUGACAGGAUAUGUAUGCUUUUCCAAGGUUUCUGGGAUAUAUCCCUUCCAUUUCUAUCCCGCCUUAUGCCCGCCCAAUCAGUAGUUGUUAGAGGAAUCGUUCCACAGUGGAUUCCACGCUUUCCCUAGCACCACAAUUUCUCCAGAGAUUUCAUUUUUCCCCUUUUUAUUUCGAAGUCAAUUCAGAAAAUUAAUAAUUUCUAGAUUUUUUAAUUAUUUUUGUGGGUAAUCUAUCAACUACUGAAGAUCAAAUGUGGUGCCUCAGUGGCGUCUCUUCUUCUCGCAAGAUCUUACAGAUCUUGUGAAAAGUUUGAAGAGUAUCUUCAGUCUUCUCACAUGAAACUGCCCAAAUGCCAGCUCAAAAGAUAAUAAACUCUGUCCUCUGCAGCUUGGUUAACUCGCCUUCAGAACGCCACCAAGUUGAUCUUUCCUGAAUGAUCAUUACUUCCAUAUUAUGGCAGAUCAUUUCCUAUGCAAUAAUACUUCCCGUUGGUCUUUAAUAUUUUUCACUUGAAUUAUCACUGUUCCAUCCACACGAACUUGCUUAUUAGUUGAUGUCAUACAUCACCAUCGACUGUUCCAUCCACACGAACUUGCUUAUUAGUUGAUGUCAUACAUCACCAUCGAAUGUAAUGUUCUUGGCUUCCAACCUCUCCCUGUUGCGCAGGAAGUCAGGAGAUAUAUUUUCAACGAUAUGGGCGGCACAACAUUCAUAAGAUAUGGCGGGAUGAUAUUCUACCUUGUCGUGUUUAUCUUAGACACUGGUUCGCAUCACCAUACACAUUUCCUCGUCCUGCAUAUAUUUUCUGUCAAUUACGAAGAAAUAAGCUUCCCUACCACAAAUUUAUAGUCUUGUGAAAUAUAAAUAUGCAUGUUCAAAUGAGAUAUGCAAAGUCAAUGUGUAGCUCCCUGUUAGCACCAGGUAUUGUGACAUUGCGACCGUGAGCUAUUCUGAAUAGGAAGGAGGGUGAAAAUUGCUGUGUGGAGAUACAAAAUCCUUGCAUGAAAACAAGGAUUUAAACCUGUUUUUGUUACAUUAUAGCCUCAGCAAAGGUUUGACUUGGACAUAAUUGAUCAUGGUGUCAUGAAAUGGGGGAUGGGUCCUCCUGGUCGACUGAUUGAUGCUAAUUGUGGACAGCAUUUGAGAUAGUAUCUAAUCGAUCAUUUAUGUCAUGGAUUAGUUAAGCAUUUGACUCAUUUAAUACAAAGUAGGAGCACUGGAUUAAAGCGGAUAGCCUGUUGAUCUCUAUGAAAACGAUGAAUGAGGAUGUUAUAAAUCGCCUCUUUGGAAAUGUAUUUGCCUUCCGAAUUAUAUGAAUGUUGUGUAAACACAGCCUGUGGAUUACUUUUCAUGUAUUGAUCACCAAAAAUUUUAAAGUGUGAUUUUUUAAUUAAAUAUUUCAACCCAUAUGGUAAAAAUAACACAAAAUAUAUUAUCCCCUCUCCCCCCCAAGAACAAAAAAAAAGAAGAAAAAAAGAAGAAAUCCAUCAGACUCUUUCAUGGACUUCACAAUGAAUGAGGGGUGGAGAUAGUCUCUUUCCUUCACUUCUUUUUCUUUUUUUAGAAAUAUUAUCUGGGACUGGGUUUUCACCUUGCAACCGGACGAGAAAAACUACCCUGGGAAGAAACUGAUUCAAAAUAAGCAAAUUCGUUUGUAUAUCUCAAAUCGUUGAAUUCGUGUUAUAUGGUUUCUUAUAUGCUCUAUGAAAGUAAGCAAGCAAACUAACUGGCAAGCUCAUCCAGCGUAUUGGCAGCCAAAAACCUUGGACAAGAAGCCUACGACAAUUUCUUAGACCACACAUUUAUUGCCGACCGAGAAACGUCUAUCCGUCAGUACUUGUCUUCGACUGGUUCGGGCAUCAUGCAAGAGGAACCGCCUGAAGCUCUGAGGAGUCGUUAUGGAGGUUGA